Blastomyces dermatitidis ER-3 is the source of this 3526-nucleotide messenger RNA. Its product is annotated as ubiquitin thiolesterase. The record is from RefSeq and is a predicted model, not a curated record. Gene Ontology annotation, molecular function: zinc ion binding; protein binding; cysteine-type deubiquitinase activity. The transcript has 6 exons. NCBI's taxonomy places the organism in Eukaryota, Fungi, Ascomycota, Eurotiomycetes, Onygenales, Ajellomycetaceae. Gene Ontology annotation, biological process: protein deubiquitination. The coding region runs from base 74 to 2458 and encodes 794 amino acids.
CUCACCUUUGUGAUUAACAAAUACUCUUCAACCCUGAAGCAAGCCAAAGCUCUCAUUUUGAAGUGACCACAUCAUGGCUUGCGUUCAUAUUGAUUCUCCGGAGCUCCGUACCCCGCGGGUUAACCAACCUGUCUAUCGAGAGGAUUGCACGCAGUGCUUUGACUCAAUAGAUGACCCUUCUGGUCUAGAUGUCUGUCUUUUCUGUUUCAACGGUGGGUGUGCGGGGGACAGAAACCACUCCAGCAUUCACCAUCGGCGCUCAGGACAUCCGCUGGUGUUGAAUAUAAGGAGGACAAGGAAAGCCGUGCAGCGAGAUGAGCCUCCUCCCAAGAUGUCGAAGUUAGCCAUCGCUGCAGAAAGAGAAGAAGAUCGCUAUGACACUACUACAAGAGUUAACUGUCACGCUUGCCAAGCCAAUGAUAUCGAUAAAUCAACUGGAAAUCUCUCCGCGGUUGUCGAUGGUGUAUUGAAAGCUGUCACAUUUUCACGGAAGGAGGAAGUCAAGGCUUGGGAGCAGGAAUACAAACCUUGCCAGCAUAUAUUGUCCCUCGUUCAGGAUCAUUCGAACCAGGCGAUGUCCAAAGAUUUAUCUAAAUGUUCCUCGUGCGACUUAAAGGAGAACCUCUGGUUGUGCCUCGAAUGUGGUAAUUUGGGAUGCGGCCGAAGUCAGUUCGGCGGCGUAGGUGGCAAUUCUCAUGGCCUCGCUCAUGCAGAUGCUUCUUCCCAUGGGGUCGCCGUUAAACUUGGUUCCAUUACGCCUGAGGGCUCUGCGGACGUUUUCUGCUACAAAUGCAACGACGAAAUAAUCGAUCCUGACCUUGCUGCCCAUCUAAAACACUGGAACAUUAAUAUCGCUGAUCGCGAAAAAACCGAGCAAAGUCUCGUGGAAAUGCAAAUUGAACAAAACCUUAAAUGGGACUUUUCAAUGACUGGUCAGGACGGACAUGAAUCGAAGCCCCUUUUUGGCAAGGGACUUACGGGACUCAAGAAUUUGGGAAACAGCUGCUAUAUUUCCAGCGCUUUACAGUGCCUCUUCUCAUUACCCGAAUUCGAAGAGCGAUACUCCCAACCCAUGGCCGAACCGCCGCGCGUAUCGUCGCCAGCAGAAGAUCUUGAAACUCAAUUACGAAAACUCAGCGACGGUAUACACUCUGGCCGUUACGCAUUCCCUGAUCCAGACGCAGCUAUUUGCGCUGAUUCGCCCGACGUUGUAUAUCAAAAAGGCCUUGCUCCUUCGAUGUUCAAACAUUUGGUUGGUCGUGGUCACGAGGAAUUCUCAACCAUGCGUCAGCAAGAUUCAUUCGAGUUUCUUAUCCACCUCUUCAAACUCAUUACGCGUUCAAAACACAUAGACGGCCUUCAAGAUCCUGUGGGCUCAUUUCGGUUUGCGCUAGAACAGCGCCUACAAUGCCUAGCGUGCAAGAAGGUCCGAUAUACGAUAGACGAGCAGGAUAAUAUUUCGGUCCCUGUUCCGGCACGUCGUAUAAAGCAAGACAAUAACAAUACAACCGCAGCUGGAUCUCAAAGCUCACCUGAUUCACCAGAAUUCGAAACCGUGACUCUGAGGGAGUGUUUGGACAUUUUUACUGCAGACGAGAGAGUUGAACUGACCUGUGCCUCCUGUGGUAGCAAGGAAGGCUUCCUCAAACGUUCGCGUUUUAAGACUGUCCCAAGGAAUUUAGCCAUUAACGCUCGCCGCUUUAGCCUCGUUAACUGGGUGCCAACAAAGCUUAAUAUUCCUGUUGAGGUUGAUGAUAAGCCUUUUGACAUGAGUGCCUACAUGUCCUCUGGGCUUCAGGAAGGCGAAGAACUAUUACCAGAGGAUUCAUCCACCUCCCAAACCACGGCGUUUGUUCCAAACCAGAAUGCACUUGAUCAGCUUUUAACGAUGGGAUUCCCAGAAGUUAGGUGCAAGAAAGCCCUUCACGCAACCGGAAACGCCGACGUAGAGGCCGCGAUGAAUUGGCUAAUUGCCCACAUGGAGGAUCCGGAUAUUGACGUGCCUGUUGAGCUUACAACAGGCAAUACCACGUCAAAUGACCAAUCAAUGGAUGAUCCAGACAAAAUCGCCCAGCUCAACGAAAUGGGAAUCGACGCCGCCAAGGCCCGUAAGGCUCUGAGAGAAACAGAUGGGGAUGUUAUUAGAGCGGUGGAGUGGGUUUUCAGCCAUCCCGAUGACACAGGAGCUGUGGAGGAAUCCCCGGGAGAUACAGAUACUGGCAGCGCCAGAGAACCUCCCGGCUCCACGGAGCUACCGGCUGAAUUCCAGUUACAGUCCAUCAUCUGUCAUAAGGGGGCCUCAGUUCAUGCCGGGCACUACGUCGCAUUCGUACGAAAGCUACUCCCCGGGUCGGAGACGCCACAGUGGGUCUUAUUCAAUGAUGAGAAGGUCGUCGAGGCGAGCGACGUAGAGGAGAUGAAGCAGUUUGCGUAUGUCUACUUUUUCAGAAGGCUAUAGAUUCUCCCUCAUGCCUGUUUAGCUAUUCCCAAGGGUCGAGUUCCUAGACAGAACAGAUAGAUUUUUUUUUCCCCUUCUACAUUCAUUCUUGUUACAAUUUAGCAAAUGCCACCUGAAUGAUUUGAUGAAUCAAAUGACUUUUAUCUCGUUCCUGAUGUUUUCCAGAUGAUUGGUUUCGCGAGCGUUUGAUAAAAUGAACAUAUGUUCGUAACGUUGUAGGCAUGAUCACCGACGCCAUAUUGAUUGAUGUCUUGGAUCAUGUAGUGCACAGCAGUACAAGAGCAGUUAUGUACCAGUUCAACGCAGGCAAGCGGUUCCGACAAUAUGUACAAAAUCAUAUGAAGAAAAGAUGAUAGCAGGCCUUGAAACACUAGCGAAAAGGGAACCAUAGGGGGCGAAGUCUUUUUCAUUCCGUUGACUUGACAACCCAACCCUAUCCUACAUACAUUCCACAAGCGAAUUUCAAACGAGAAAGAUGGAGCAAAGUAAACGGAAUGCACCCCAGCUAACCAGCACACAAGAAAAUAGAAAUAGCAGUUAUAUGUAGAAUUAAUACAACGGAGGGGGUACACAGAGGAGAAGGAAACGGCCAAUGAAUGAACGGAAUAAAAAAAACAGAAAAAAGUAAAAGAAGUAUCAUCACAACCCCUCAACAGCACCACUACUUUCUUCACGAACGGGAGUCGAAAACCGUCCUCUUGUCUCACUAAUAAUCCAUGAGAACCACUCAUCAAGCUUCCCCUUCUCGAAGUACGUGCGUAGCAGAUCAGCCUCUGCAUCUAGCUCCUGGACGAGGCUAAUCUGCUGGUCAGGCGGCAGGACCGCAUGGGAUCUUGCAGGGAGGAUGUUUGUUUCAAGGAUGCGAGAGGGCGUGAACGAUUGGCGGGUCAGGCGAACAUCCUCACCGAGUUCUGUUGUUUCAGGCAAAUGGGCGUUAGUUUUAAAAAGGGGUCAUGAUAAGUAGAAAGAUGCAGUAGGUGCAAAGACGAGGCGCAGAGGAAAAUGGGAAAAGGGGAGAAAAAAGGAAUCCUACCUUCAGCAAGUUGCCUCAUCGUCUCCGCCAACGCC